Messenger RNA from Epithele typhae, 300 nucleotides. RefSeq lists its product as uncharacterized. The transcript has a single exon. The record is from RefSeq and is a predicted model, not a curated record. NCBI's taxonomy places the organism in Eukaryota, Fungi, Basidiomycota, Agaricomycetes, Polyporales, Epitheliaceae. Bases 1 to 300 code for a protein of 99 amino acids.
AUGUCGCCCUCCUCUGCUGUGGCAUUGCGGUCCUUGGCGUUGCUCACCACCACCAUCUCCGCCUCCGCCUCCUUCUGGCCCUCCACAUGGCCCUCCGACCUCGUCCACGUCCUCCUCCGCCUCGUCCCGGCCCUCGUCCCGACCUUCCGCCUCUUCCCUCCAGCCCUCCGCGUCACCCGCCUCCGUGAGCGUCGCCCUCCUCCUGUUGCCCUACUCCACGAUGCCCUUAUCCGCGUCCGCGCUGCCCUCUCCCUUGCCCAUCUCAUCUCGGCUCUCCACCUCGCCCUUCUCCGCCCAUGA